AUGAUUAUGUCAUAUUUUCCAAAAUAUGUGGCAAUAUUUGCCCUCUUUGUCCCGAGUGUUGGUGCACUGGACACUUUUAUCGCUGCGGUCUAUGAACAUGCUGUUAUAUUACGUAACAGAACAGAAACACCUGUGCCAAAAGAAGAAGCUUUGCUCCUGAUGAACAAGAACAUAGAUGUUUUGGAGAAAGCAGUUAAACUGGCUGCCAGGCAGGGUGCACAUAUCACCGUUACCUCAGAAGAUGGAAUUUAUGGCUGGGUCUUCACAAGAGAGACCAUUGACCCCUAUCUGGAAGAUAGCCCAGACCCUGACAUGAACUGGAUUCCAUGUAGAGAUCCCCAGAGGUUUGGCUACACCCUGGUGCAAGAAAAGCUCAGCUGCCUGGCCAAGGACAACUCUAUCUACAUUGUGGCAAAUAUUGGGGACAAGAAGUCAUAUAAUGCCAGUGACCCUCAGUGUCCCCCCCGUGGUUGUUACCAGUACAACACCGAUGUGGUGUUUGAUUCUCAGGGAAAACUGGUGGCACAUUACCAUAAGAUAAUUAUGGAGGACACGGAGUCAGAUUGGAACUAUGUCAGUGUAACAAGCUAUCUCCUUGAUUAUCCUGAAAGUGCUUAUGCUUUGAUAAAGUUAUAUCUAGUUUCUCAUGGGAAUGAUUCCAUUGGUUUGAGACCAUGCAAAGUUUGGAACCAAUAUUUGUGCGACUUUGUGUCCACUUCUGUAGGGAGUGGAAUCUAUAUACCGGAAGCUGUCCAAGGGUAUCACUAUGACAUGGAAACAGAGAGGGCCCAGCUGAUGCUUUCAGAAUUGAAGUCCCGGCCCUGUAGAGAACCCAGCUACUCUGCAGCUGUUGACUGGAGUGCUUAUGCCAGGAGCAUCAAGCUCUUGUCUGAGCAGUCAGAUUUUCCAGGAAUGAUUUAUUUUGAUGGGCUCACCUUUGUUGGGCUUAAGAGAAACACGGGAAAUUACACAGUUUGCCAGAAAGACCUGUGUUGUCACUUAACUUACUAGAUGUCUGAGAAGCGAACAGAUGAGAUGUAUGCACUAGGUGCUUUUGAUGGACUGCACACAGUAGAAGGUCAAUAUUUCUUACAGAUAUGCACAUUACUGAAGUGUCAAACCAUUGACCUGAGAACUUGUGGGGAGCCGGUGGGGUCAGCUUUUACCAAGUUUGAAGAAUUCUCCCUUAGUGGCACAUUUGCAACACAUUAUGUUUUCCCACAGAUCAUUCUCAGUGGAAGUCAACUUGCUCCUGAGAGACAUUAUGAGAUUUCAAGAGAUGGAUGUCUGAGGAGCCGGGGCGGAGCCUCUCUGCCUGUCUUAGUUAUGGCCCUGUACAGAAGAGUGUUUGAGAAGGACCCUCCACGCUUAGCGCAAGGACCUGGGAGAUGA
Messenger RNA from Odobenus rosmarus divergens (Pacific walrus), 1392 nucleotides. RefSeq names its product vascular non-inflammatory molecule 3-like (gene VNN3). The record is from RefSeq and is a predicted model, not a curated record. NCBI's taxonomy places the organism in Eukaryota, Metazoa, Chordata, Mammalia, Carnivora, Odobenidae.